Messenger RNA from Elephantulus edwardii (Cape elephant shrew), 1713 nucleotides. Its product is annotated as guanine nucleotide-binding protein-like 3-like protein-like. The transcript has 2 exons. The record is from RefSeq and is a predicted model, not a curated record. Gene Ontology annotation, cellular component: nucleolus. Bases 1 to 1713 code for a protein of 570 amino acids. NCBI's taxonomy places the organism in Eukaryota, Metazoa, Chordata, Mammalia, Macroscelidea, Macroscelididae. Gene Ontology annotation, molecular function: GTP binding.
AUGGCAAAGGACCAGAUACCAGAUUUGAACCUACCUGCCUUCAAGUUGGUCUUCGUGAUGCCCAGACACAACUCCAGAAAGCCAAGUAAAGGACCUAAAGACGGUAAGAAGUCUGCAAAGCAGAAUGGGAAGAAAGCAGUCGGCAGAGCGUCCUUCACUCCCCGGCUUGUGCACUGUGAUGAUCGUGCCAACCACGAGACUGAACUGAAACAGAAGAGGGUGGCGGAAUGGAGAGAGAAGCAGCAGUUAGCCCGGGAGGAAGAGAGGCACAGACGCAGGACCAUCAACAGCUACUGUCAGGAUGUCCUGAAACGCCAGGAGGAGUUUGAGCAUAAGGAGGAAGUUUUGCAGGAAUUAACUGUGCUUCCUCAGCUGGAUGAUGAAACCACAAGGAAGGCUUAUUAUAAGGAAUUCCGUAAGGUGGUAGAAUACUCUGAUGUGAUCCUUGAAGUCCUGGAUGCCAGAGACCCAUUGGGCUGCCGCUGUGCCCAAAUGGAGGAGGCUGUCUUGCAGGCAGAAGGUAACAAGAGACUAAUCUUGAUCUUGAACAAAAUUGACUUGGUCCCUAAAGAGAUUGUGAAGAAGUGGCUGGAUUACCUUCGGAAUGAGCUGCCCACUGUGCCUUUCAAGGCCAGUACCCAGCAUCAGAUUAAAAAUUUGAACCGUUGCCCUUUGCCAGUGGAACAGGCCUCUCCGUCACUGCUGAAAAGUAAGCUCUGCUUUGGAGCAGAAAACCUUAUGAGGGUUCUUGGAAACUAUUGCCGCCUUGGGGACGUGCGCACCCACAUUCGUGUGGGGGUUGUGGGCCUUCCCAAUGUCGGAAAGAGCAGCCUGAUCAAUAGCCUGAAGCGUAACCGUGCGUGCAAUGUAGGAGCUGUUCCUGGAAUCACCAGGUUCAUGCAGGAAGUCUACCUGGACAAGUUCAUUAGGCUCCUGGAUACUCCAGGCAUUGUCCCAGGACCAACCUCAGAGGUGGGUACCAUCCUACACAACUGCAUCCACAUACAGAAGUUAGCAGAUCCUGUGAGUGCCGUGGAAACCAUUCUGCAACGCUGCAAUUCAGAGGAGAUUUCCAACUAUUACAACAUUUCUGGGUUCCAGACCACCGAGAGCUUUCUGACUGCAGUGGCCUGCCGUUUGGGGAAGAAGAAGAAAGGAGGUAUAUACAGUCAGGAACAGGCAGCCAGAGCUGUCCUGGCUGACUGGGUGAGUGGGAAGAUCAACUUCUAUACUCUCCCACCAUCUACUCACACUUUACCCACUCACCUCAGUGCUGAGAUUGUGAAGGAAAUGGCAGAGGCUUUUGACAUUGAGGACACUGAACAGGGCAGUGAAGACACAAUGGAAUGUUUGGCCACUGGAGAAUCUGAGCUGGAUGACAAGGACUCGCUUGAAAUGAAGAUCGAGUGGCAGCAUUCUCCAGUGAUGGAAAGAGUAGACACCAUGGAAAAGAAAACCACUGUGCAUAAGGUGGAGCAGGCUAAAGGCGUUGUCAACCAUCCACCCAAGAAUUACAGCCUGGUGGACCGCCGCCCAGUGUUGCAGAGAAUCAUGGAGACAGAUCCCCUGCAGCAAGGUCACGCUCUGGCAUCUGCCCUGAAGAAGAAGAAGAAAAUGCAGAAACGGGCAGACAAGAUUUCCAGCAAGCUCUCCAAUUCCAUGAUGUCUGUCCUCAUCCUUUCUGGCAAUGCUGAUGGCGGUGCUGAUGACUGA